CUGUCAAGGAGCGAUUAAUGACAUCAUUAAAUCUAUGUGAAUUACUAGAGGCAUAAUUAAAAUUCGAACAUUUAUCCCUACUCUGUUCGUUUGACCUUUCUUUUUAGUAUCUUUUUCACACUCAUUGUUUUAUCGCUUUCCCUCUCUCGCUCCAAUUUACCAGUAUAUCCGAGUUCUAUCCUGCUGAGAUGGUCGUGACUUCAUGUAUAUUUCAGUAACGCAGCAACUACUGACUGCUGCUAAUGACAAUAUAUCAGACGCAUAAAGAGUGUAGGAUCAAAGAGACAAUAUGUUCUCACACACUACGUUCGGUAUUUUUUUCGGGAUCCUCGUAACAAUUGCCAUUAUACCGGAUGCGACAUCUUACUCUAAGUAUGGAAGGACUUGUAAGGACAUUGGCUGUCGUAGUGAUGAAACAUGCGUUAUGGCUGAGGAUCCUUGUUACGGAUCACAUUCAGAUCAAUGCGGACGAUAUCCAACCUGUAAAAGGAUAAGCGAUGUAAGCUGUACUACUACGGUUUGCGGACAAAACGAAUAUUGUAAAAGCGAAAAUGGUGCACCAAAAUGCGUGAGAAAAUCUACAGGAUUAGAGUACGACGAAAUGCAGGCCAGAAUUCCAACACAACAGAGCAAUUAUCCAACGGAAACCGAAACGCGUCCUCGCGGAUCCUCAGAUACUUCUAACUUGAACGGCCAAUCGUAUCUGACUGGAUCUUCCGGAUAUCCAUCUGGUUUAGGAUAUCCCAGUCGUAACGGAUACCCAAGUUCCGGAUCUUCUGGUUAUCCAUCUAGUCAAUCCUCUGCCUAUCCCUCCAGUGGAUCCUCUGGUUAUCCUUCGAGUGGAUCUUCCGGUUAUCCAUCUAAUCCUGCAACAGGAUCUGGAUAUCCGAACGGACAUAGUGGUUCUUCAGGAUAUCCAGGUAAUUUCAGAAAUCCUUAUAACGAAGGAAGUGUUGGCCGAACUGGUGCUAGCUCUGUUAACGCCGGUUAUCCAAGUUAUCCACGUACAUCUGCAUAUCCAGAUGGAAAUCCAUCAUAUCGCGGUAACUAUCCGAAUCAAAACUCAGGAUAUCCUUCAAAUUAUCCAUAUGGUAAUCAACAUCUUCCUAAUCAAGGAAAUUCAAAUGGUUAUCCACAAAAUUAUCCGCAAGGAUAUCAAAAUCAGAAUUAUAUGACAACUACUAAGAAACCUGGUUUUCGUGAACAAUUGACAAAUAUCGCACGAAAUGUAGCAGAAAGAGUACUGACGCAAGCAAUAGUAGAUCGCGUCACCGGUAGACAUUCAUAAAGGUGACUAAAAUCCAGUACUAAGAAUCCAAUUUUUUUUACAAAAUUUAUGUAAGAAUGUCUUAAAUUAUCCUAAAUUAUAGCACUUUUUUAUUCUAUAACUUGGUAUAUAUUAAGAUAGAUAGGAUAAUGUAUAUUAAAAGUAUUUAAUUACCUUCCUGUUAAAAUAUCACAUUAUUUUAAUUUUGGACAUUAAACAUUUUUGUAGCAAACGGGCUCCAAUAAUUUUCCAAUUUAGUAAUCGAAAAAAAUAAUUUUCGAAUAAUACAUUUUGCAAUCGUAUAACGAUAGCGUUUGACUUAGGCUUUCAUAAUAAUUACUUUUAUAUUUGUUUUGAAAUAAAUUUAAAAAAAAAUUUUAAAUAAAAAGAGUACACACACACAUACCUAUAUGGAAAUAAUUAAAUAAUAUAAAGAAAGGAAUACACAACUAAAAUACAAGACCUAAUAUAUAUAAAUAUAUAUAAAUAUAUUUUAAAAACAUAUAAAUAAAGGCAAAAUGUUUAUAUUGUUUUUCAUAAUUUAUAUAAAAAUAUUUUAGUUUUGAAGAGAUCUGGAACCUUUGCUUAACAAAUAGUCUUUGAAGUAAUUUUUCAAUACUAUGUAAUUUCUCUAGAAUAAUUUUUUAAUUAUUUUAGACUACUAUAAAAAUCUAACAAUUUUUGUUCUUAUGAAUUAAAUCACUAAUCCGUUUUAAUAUUUUAUUUUUUAAUUAUUAAUUAUUAUGAUCAGAAAUGAGUGCAGUAAUUUAGGAUAUCUUAUAUAUAUUUUGUAAAUUUUUCUUGAAUUGGAAAAUAUUAGUUCAUAGUUAAUUUAUAUUAUGAUUCAAAUUUGAUUUUAAAGCAUGUUAAAAUAAUCUUGGAGAAAAAUUAUUAUUCUUAUCUUGUAUAUGUGUAACGUUAGUUGUUGAUAAAAUAUAAUUAUAAAACUUAGUAUGCAACAUUUAACGGAAUAUUAAUCUUUUAUUAGUAGAAAAUAAGAAAAUUUGCGAUUGCGAUUUAGAAGGAUAGAAGAAGAAUACAUGUGCCGAUACAAAUAGCGCAAAAGAGGCAAAUAGCGAAACUAAGCAUAGCUCUGCGCUAAGUAUCCUGCGUAAAAAUAUAUUCAUAAGCUAUUGUAAUGAAUGAAUUAAAACUAGCAAUUCUACAUA
Linepithema humile (Argentine ant) is the source of this 2436-nucleotide messenger RNA. RefSeq lists its product as uncharacterized. NCBI's taxonomy places the organism in Eukaryota, Metazoa, Arthropoda, Insecta, Hymenoptera, Formicidae. The record is from RefSeq and is a predicted model, not a curated record.